Suillus subaureus is the source of this 648-nucleotide messenger RNA. RefSeq lists its product as uncharacterized. The transcript has 6 exons. Lineage: Eukaryota; Fungi; Basidiomycota; Agaricomycetes; Boletales; Suillaceae. The record is from RefSeq and is a predicted model, not a curated record. Bases 1 to 648 code for a protein of 215 amino acids.
AUGCAUAAGGUUGCAGCAGCAGUUGACAGACUUGAAGACAAAUACACAGAGACCAUCACUCAAUUUGUGGCCAACCAUUUCAAAAAGAAAGACUUCUCAGUCAAAGUGUCACUCUGGUCUCCAGGGCAGGUCCAAAUCAUAGGUGGGAAAUAUAAAGGUAACAUCACCUAUGUCUUUGAUCCUAACCAAACUAACAAGUUUAUCAGAUUCUUAAUCCCCCCCAUGGAUUUUCCAUACCUUAUGCCAAAAGGAUCAAUGUUAUUGUUCAACAGAUCUCACAUUCCAGCUAAUCAGUUCAUGACUGACAUCAACAUCAAGCCAGGAGACUCUAUCACUAUGAGGCAUUGUGAAAAGUUCCAACUUUCCCAAAGCCUGUUGAUUAAGAUACCAAUUAGAUUCACAAUAAAAGUCCAUAAUGCAACCAUUAAGAUGUUCUACUCUCACAUUGGCAAAGAGGUCUACAUCAUUGGGGGGAAGAAGAGAGGCUACAGAGUUAUGCAAAUGGUCCUUUGUACUACCAAGUGCCCAAAGCAUAAUACCCCACCUGAGAGACUACCCCCUUCUAGAGUCAACCCAGUAUCUGUAACACCCAAUCCUUGGGCUGUCAACAACAGUGACAUCCAGGACAUUGUCAACACCACUGCUUAA